GUUUACAGUACAUGCAACGCCACACUACUCUUUGUCCAACCAUGAUAUCCAGCUAUGCCCAAAUCAUCAUUCUCUUUAUCUUCGUAUUACAAACCUCAGCACUAGCAAACAAUGUUACAGAUCAGCAAGCUCUGCUUUCGUUCAAGGCGGCAAUAAAAGCUGAUCCUUCGGGUGUGCUGAGGUCGUGGAACGAUUCUGUCCACUUUUGUCAGUGGACUGGCAUUACAUGCAGCCACAGACAUCAGAGAGUGACCGCGCUAAACCUCUACACCCUAGGCUUGGUGGGAACAUUGUCUCCUCAUAUCGGAAACCUCUCCUUUCUCAGGAGAAUUGACCUCAUGGAGAACAACUUUCAUGGCACAAUCCCUAAUGAUAUAGGCCGACUGUUUCGCCUUCAAGAUCUUACACUGGAAGUCAAUUCAUUUGAAGGUGGAUUUCCUAAUUUGAGUCAUUGUGCAGACAUGAGAAACCUCAGUCUUUAUGGCAACAAUCUCACAGGCAAACUUCCUACUGAGUUUGCUUCUUGGCCUAAACUCUAUAGGUUCGGUAUGGGGAAGAACAAUUUUACCGGAUCAAUUCCACAUUCAAUAGGGAAUCUAUCAAAUCUCCGUCAUCUUGAUCUAGGCUAUAACAAUCUAGCCGGGCCUGUACCUAUGGAAAUUGCUCAUCUCACAAACUUGCUGAUUAUCAGAUUGGCAAUAAACAGUUUGUCAGGUGUAAUUCCCCUCGAAUUUUACAAUAUUUCAUCCCUUUAUGUUGUUACGUUGGCCGUUAAUGAGCUAGAAGGAACGUUUCCAAAAGAUUUGGGGCUCACGCUUCCUAAUCUGGAACGAUUUUACCAGGGAGGGAACAGGUUUUCAGGUCAGCUUCCACCAUCAAUAGCUAAUGCAUCUAAGCUCAUUGAUUUUGAAACUGCGGAAAACAAUAUUACAGGGCCUAUACCAAACAAUUUGGGUAGCCUUUCAAAUCUCCAAUUACUAAGUCUGGGUUCAAAUCCACUUGGAGGCAGUAUGCGGCCUAAUGACUGGAGCUUCCUCGAUUCUUUGAGUAAUUGUACCCUUCUAAGAAAAUUGGGUUUAGAAAAUAGUAAUUUGAGGGGGGAGUUCCCGAAUUCCAUUGUCAAUCUCUCUACCACCCUGGAGGAACUGUAUCUGUCCGGAAACCAAAUAUACGGAAGCAUACCUCGUGAUAUUGGAAAACUUUAUAACCUGAGUAGCCUUUCAUUGUUUGACAACUUCAUAACAGGGACCAUUCCAGAAUCAAUUGCAGAGCUCUCAAAGUUGGAGGGACUGGAUUUGAAUAAAAACAGCAUUUCAGGAGUAAUUCCAGCUUCCAUUAGCAACAUUACUCAAUUAACAUUUCUUGCUUUAGAAAGUAACAUGCUUGAAGAAAGCAUACCUCCUGAACUCUUUAACAUCUCAACUCUGGAGAGAUUGUCCCUUGCCAACAACAGGCUUACUGGUGUAAUACCUGAGCAUAUUGCAUUUUCUUCAAUAUGUGUUUACCUUAAUUUGUCUCAAAAUCAAUUCACCGGACCCCUUACAUUUAGCGUAGGGAGCUUGAAACAUUUGGCCAUACUGGAUGUUUCAGACAACAAAUUUAGUGGAGAUAUACCUGCUGCUCUGGGUGAAUGUGUGAUGUUGGAGUUGCUAUAUUUGGAAGGAAAUCUUUUUCAAGGUAAAAUUCCACCUUCUUUUAAAGCUUUGAAGAAUCUUAUCAUUCUAGAUCUCUCAAGUAAUAAUUUAUCCGGGAAUAUUCCAAGAUUUUUCUACGGGUUUAAUCAUAUCCAAUACCUCAAUCUUUCGCAUAACAAACUGGGAGGAGAAGUUCCUGGUGAAGGAUGUUUUUCAAAUAUUAGUGCUUUUUCAGUUGCCGGAAAUUUAAAGCUUUGUGGAGGUAUUCAAGCACUACUUUUUCCAGUUUGUCCAGUAAACUUCUCAAAGAAUGAGAAAAAAAACAUUUUCCCUGAGACUGAUAUUACUUCUUGUUCUUGUACCUUUUGGCAUCUUGUCGGCAUGUCUUGCCUUAAUUUGUUAUAGACGUCGAAGCUCCCACAAGUUGAUUGACCCCGUCUCAGAUGUGAAGGAAAAACUAUAUCCCAAACUUUCGUACCAAGACAUUCUACUAGCUACAAAUGAGUUUCCCCAAAUAAUUUGCUUGGUGAAGGAAGAUAUGGUUCAGUUUACAGAGGAGUUUUCAAAUCAAUAGAACACAUAGUUGCUGUGAAGGUACUAAACGUUGACGUGCAUGGAGGAUGGAGCCAACAAGAGCUUCUUGGCAGAGUGUGAAACAUUGAGGAAUAUCCGUCAUCGAAAUCUUAUCAAGAUCAUCACAGCAUGCUCUAGCACUGAUUUUAAGGGCAACGAUUUCAAAGCACUGGUUUUUGAGUUCAUGUCUAAUGGAAGUUUGGAUAACUGGUUGCAUCCGAGCUAUCAAGGAGAUAACAGAAACUUGACUCUACUCGAGAGACUAAAUAUUUCCAUUGAUGUUGCACAGGGGAUAGAUUACUUGCAUCAUCACAGUCAUGCAAGUAUUAUUCAUUCUGACAAGUGAUGUCAAUCAAGCACAAACGAGUUCAACCGGUGGUGUACAUGGAACAAUCGGAUAUGUUCCUCCAGAGUAUGGAAUAUGUAAUCAGCUAUCUACAGAGGGAGAUGUAUAUAGUUAUGGUAUCCUUCUACUAGAAAUUUUUUCGGGGAAGCGUCCUACAGAAAGCAGCAUACAAAUAGACGGGGCUUGUAAUCUGCAAGACUACGUGAGGGAAGCACUCCCGAAAAGAGUGAUGGACGUUGCUCACCCACGGAUCGGGCUGGAUCAAGAUGAACAUGACUUGAUUGUAAAGCAAUCACACAGCAGGGAUGCCAUGCUGACAUGCCUAACAUCAAUAUUUGAAGUUGGGAUAUUAUGUUCAGAUGAGAAUCCACAAAAACGCAUUGACAUGGGUGUUGCUCUAAAGAAGUUACUUGUGGCUAGAGACCAACUUCUGCAGCAGUGAACUGAGUGAGACUGGCAAUCUCUAUAGUUAUAUAAAUAAAGGAAUCUGGAUCAGGGGCGGAACCAAGGGGGGCUAGCCCCGGCGCCAGCCCGGGCUGAGAAAAAAAUUAUAAGUAUAAUUUAUUUAUUUUUAGUUUUCUAGCCCGGGGACAAAUUUAAAAAUGAUUAUAUAUAUAAAAAAUAGCCCACUUAACAUGGUGGUUUACAUCGAGAAGGCCAUAUUUAAAAACAUAGACGAUGAAGUUAACCAACUAAAGUAUGCAUAUUUACUUUUAAUUUUUUUGCUGAAAUUUUAAUAAUAGUUUAGCCCGGGGUCAAAAUUAAUCCUGGUUCCGCCACUGAUCUGGAUCCCUAGUUAUAUCUUUUAAAUUGUGUUCGAUCUGUGUGUUACUUGAGUUGGAUUCUUGCUUAGUAUGUAACAAUUAUGUUUGCUGCUUAU
Molecule: messenger RNA, 3433 nt
Organism: Daucus carota subsp. sativus
Lineage: Eukaryota; Viridiplantae; Streptophyta; Magnoliopsida; Apiales; Apiaceae
Product: putative receptor-like protein kinase At3g47110
Exons: 2
Coding region: 12-2039 (675 amino acids)
Molecular function (GO): protein binding
Source: RefSeq, a predicted model, not a curated record